Molecule: messenger RNA, 2790 nt
Organism: Nematostella vectensis (starlet sea anemone)
Lineage: Eukaryota; Metazoa; Cnidaria; Anthozoa; Actiniaria; Edwardsiidae
Product: ferroptosis suppressor protein 1
Exons: 6
Coding region: 126-1265 (379 amino acids)
Cellular component (GO): cytoplasm
Molecular function (GO): flavin adenine dinucleotide binding; electron-transferring-flavoprotein dehydrogenase activity
Source: RefSeq, a predicted model, not a curated record
GUGUCAUGGCGCUGGGUUGUGAUGCGGACGCGGGCAAGUUUUCACUCCUCUUUUUGAGUCGCUUCUUAUGAACCGUCUGAAGAUUCCUAUAAAACUGAGGCUUGGCUCAGCAGCCAACUGAGGUCAUGGGCUCCUCUUCCUCUCAGCCCAAGAAUGAUUUCAACGUUAUCAUUGUGGGCGGGGGCUAUGCCGGCAUCACCCUUGCUGGAAAGCUAGAUGAUUACUGCAAUGUCACACUCAUAGACCCAAAAGACUGCUUUCACCAUUCAAUUGGUGCCUUGAGAUGUGUUGUAGAGCCUGGGUUUAUUAAGAAGACCCUUAUUCCAUACCAGGGGUUUCUCAAAUAUGGUACAUUUAUCCAAGCCAAGUGUGUAUCUGUGCACGUGUCUCUAAGGACUGUGACGUUGUCAAAUGGGCAGGAGUUGCGCUAUGACUAUCUGGUCUUUGCUUGUGGAUCUUCAGUACCCUUUCCAGGAAAAGUUCCACAGGGAGUUACCAGAGAGGAUGCACAUAAAUUGUAUGAGGAACUGGCUCUGCAGGUUAAGAACAGUGAAAAGAUAGUGAUCAUUGGUGGAGGUCCUGUUGGCGUGGAGCUUGCUGGCGAGAUCGCAAAUGACUACCCAAGCAAGAAGGUCACCAUUGUAAAUGCAAAAGAACAGCUGAUCAGCAAUAAAAUGUCAGAGAAAUUUCAGAAAAAGAUCAACAAGGGAUUGAAGGAUUUGAAAGUCAACCUUGUUCUUGGAGAGAAAAUUGCUAUGGAUGAGUUGGAUUUAGGUGGAGAGAAGCCUUGGGUACAAGGACCAAUCACGAUCACAACAGAUAAAGGCACCUCCAUUGAAGCAGAUCUUGUCUUCAGAUGCACUGGUUUUAAAGUUAAUGCUGAUGCCUAUCGCUCAAAAUUGUCCGACAAAAUGGACCACAAUACAGGCAGUCUUAAAGUGGAUGCCUUUCUCCAGGUUGAAGAAAUGAGAGAUGUAUUUGCCAUUGGUGACUGCAAUAAUACUCCAGAGAUAAAGCUUGCAUAUGGGGCAACUUUACAAGCAGAAACUGUGGCAUUCAAUAUAAAGCAACUGAAUGAGAGCAAGCGAAUGAAGGAAUACAAAUUGCUGAAUGCACUCAUGGUGGUUCCUAUGGGAAGGAAUCGUGGUGCUGCUCAACUCCCAAAUGGAAUGGUGUUUGGUAACAUGUUCGCCAAGGGAAUCAAAGGCAAAGAUAUGAUGACAGGAAAAAUCUGGAAACAGAUGAACCAGAAAAAGCCAUCAUAGUUACUUAAUGUAUUAUAUUUUUAGGAAAAGGUUGUUUGAGCAUUCUUAAAGAGCUUGGUUUUGUUGAUUUGGUGUCCAGGUAGCCCCAAAGAGAGGGUCAAAAUAUUAACUUAAGAAAAAUUAUUUUCUCUUUAUAAUCUAAGUUAUCUUUAGUAAAGCUUAUCCAGUCUAAAUUACAUUUUGAAUUGUUGGACAAGCCUUUCCCAUGAGUAACUUGUUCUUCUAAGGCCUUUCUUAGUCUAAAGGGAAAGUAGCCAAAACCCCUUUUCAUGUGUGCAACGCCUAAGACGGCAGUUCGAUGUACUGCAACAAACCUUAAAAAUGAGGUGAGAGAAGAGGUCUACAUCAAUUCCAUUAUUGAAUUGUUUGUAACCCCUUGUGUGAAAGUACUCCUAUACAUUUGGAGCGGCACAUCUGUAUGUGGUUUUGCUAUGACAACUGUUAGUGGUAUUUGAUUAAUGAAGUGAAUUUACCAUACAGAGGAUUUGUCAUUUCGUAUUUGCCAGCAUGUUCCAUUUAUUUUAGUAGUUUAUCUGCCAUAUAUAAUAGAAUACUAUUAUAUUGUCAAAAGACAUAAUAUAUAGUCUGGAGAGUGAUCUUUUAAUUAAGAGUGUUAAAGUAAGAAUUACGAAAAAGAUAUAGUGACAUUUUUCAAUGGCUGCAAGAUCAUCGUCGUGCUUGGUGUCUGUAGUCAUCUCAGUAUGUUUUAGUGUGCAGUAGAGCUGUAAGCUGGGACUUAUAUUUUUAUUUUUUAUUUUAUAGGAAACCCCUACAUGUGUGGUAAUUUAAUUAUGUGUUUAUAGAAGUAGGGACUUGAAGGUCAGCCCUAUACAUAGCUGUUUUUUGAGUUCUUAUAGCCUACCUGUAGGCUUUGAUAGUCGAAAACCGGCACGAAAACCCCGAAAACACGGAGUUCGCGGUAGGCUAGAGUUCUUAUAUAUUUGUGGGUCUCUUUUAGGCAGGCUCUUCUACGUUUUGAUCUCCUUAAAACAUAAUUUUAUUUUAGACGUUUUCAAGGAACUAUAGAUGGCUUCUCCAUUAACCGUUCUCUAAACUUCAAGGUAUAACAAUUCGGUAUAACAUCACAAAUAUAUAUGGUGUGAUUUUUUUAGUUAAUAUGAUUUUAUUUUUAUUGAAUUUUACAGAAUCAUGAUUCCAUCAGCUAAUGGUGUAGGUUUUUCUAUCAAGUUAUUGUAGUUAAGAAUACAAACUAUAAGGAAGUGUGAUUUCCCCGUGUUGUUAUAGCGAAAAAACAGCUUCGAGCGAUUCGUAGCUGCCAUCUUGGAUUUUGAGCAAAAAUGAAAAACGCGUUUUUUUGCUAUAAAAGCACCGGGUAAAAGCCUGCAUUGUAGGCUAGAAGUGUGACUAAUAUUGAGUUGUGUUUUUACGAACUCAAAGAUAUAAUAUCAUAAAGGUUUUUAUUAGGUGAUGUUACGUGAUAACUUAUCUUGAGGAUACUGAGAUAAUUAUCCUCUCGUCAUUUUUGCGUUUUAUUGUGACAAUCAAAUAAACAGUUGAUACACAA